GAGGGGGUGGGGGUGUGAGAACAGAGAGAGUAAAUUACAGAGGGGAAAAAAGGAAAGAGGAAAACAGACGGUUCAUGUGAGGAUUGUGCUGCCAUGUUCAGAUUAAGUCUCCUUCUUCUUCUGCUGCCCUGCUCCUCAUUUUCCACGCUGCUGGGAUGGGUGGAGUCUCCUGGGUAUCCCGUGGGGUAUUUGCCUCAUUCCAGUUUAAACUGGACCAGGUGCGCGCCCAAAGGUCAAACCGUCUCCAUCAGACUGAUCCACCUGGACCUGGAGAACAGUCACGACUGUGAAAAUGAUGCCGUGAAGAUCUCAUCCAAUGGGAACCUGGUAGCUCUUCUGUGUGGGAAAAGAGACUAUGAGGAGCUUCAGGAGUCGGUGAAUCCACUGCUGUUCUCCUCCCCUGGUGGCUGCCUCACUCUUCUGUUUCACUCCGAUUACUCCAACACCAAGAGGCACACUGGCUUCAGAGGGUUUUACACGCUUCAAGACUUUAAUGAGUGUGAGGACGAGGAAAUCAACAAAUGCAGUCACUUUUGCCACAACGUCAUCGGAGGCUACCACUGCUCCUGUCGUCAUGGUUACCAGCUGGACGAGGACAAACACACUUGUAUGGUGAGCUGCGCUGAGGACCUGUCAGGGUUGAAAAGAGGUGACGUAUCCAGCCCCUCCUGGCCUGGAGAGUAUGCAGAAAAUACCAACUGUAAAUACACCCUGUCUGUGGAGGACAACCUUCAGCUGGAGCUGCACUUCUCCGAGGGUUUCGAUGUGGAGCAGAGCCCUGAGGGAGACUGCAUGGAUGAGCUGAGGAUUGAGACUCACUCUGAGACUUUGGGUCCAUUCUGUGGUAACAAACCCCCACCUUCUCCUCUUCUCACUCACUCGAGCCACGUCCAAAUCCACUUCCUCUCUGACGGCUCUGGGACUAACAAGGGCUUCAAUAUCCACUUCAAGACCAGAGAUAAGGUCUGUCGACCUCUGACCUCAAACUCAAACAUGACUCCUCUGAAACAGGAAUAUCAUCGGGGAGAAUCGGUGACCGUAACUUGUGAUCUUGGCUAUGUUGCAGAUUCACGGGCCUCUGACGGUCUAUUGAGACAGUAUGACACGACCUGCCAGAGCAAUGGUGUAUGGGCUCCCAUGUACGCCUGUGAAAUUGUGGAUUGUGGUUGGCCGGACCUUGGACAUGACAGCAUCCUUCAGCUGGUGAAUGCAGAUGGUCAAAACACAAAGUAUGGCAGCCAGAUCCAGUUUUACUGCACUUCAAAUUUCUACACACUGGAAGGAAAUGAUACAAGCACUUGUAACGCCGAUGGCGAGUGGACCGAGAUGCCAAACUGCAACGAAGUGUGUGGAAUGUCAGAAACGUCAAGCACAGGCAGAAUUUUGGGAGGAAAGGCGGCAAUGCUGGGAGAAAUACCGUGGCAGCUUUUCAUAACACGUCCAAUGUUCGGAGGAGCAUCGCUGAUAAACGAUCAGUGGGCCGUCACAGCAGCACACGUUGUGAACGGCGUCCCGAAAGAAUCAAUUGAACUCUACGGUGGACUGGUAGACGCAACAACUACUAGUAGAACUGAUGUAUUUCCCAUUCCAAUUGAAAAAAUCAUAGUGCAUCCCGACUACAGAGGAGCCUUACCACAAACAAAUUAUGAUAAUGAUAUAGCUCUGAUAAAAUUCAGGUCCAAAGUGAAGCUCGGCCCAAAUCUCCUGCCUAUUUGCUUGCCAGAAGUAAACAGAGGUGUGAUGGAGGGAGAACAAGGCACAGUGUCUGGCUGGGGGGCUAUAUUUCAGGAUAAUAAUUGGAGUCGUUCAUCAGACGUCUUACAAUACGUUGACAUUCCCGUUUACUCCCUCACUAAGUGUAGGAACACACCUCACCUUUAUAACAAAGCCAUGCCUUUUACUAACAACAUGUUCUGCGCUGGAGGAAAAGGGGCAGACAGUUGCAAGGGAGACAGUGGCAGUCCUUUUGUUUCACCCAAUUUGUCUUCAGGCAUAGGGCCCCAUUAUCUGAUUGGCAUUGUGUCGUGGGGCACUCCCUGUAAGAGGGGUAGUGCAACAGGUGACAAGACGGGUUAUUACACCAAGGUGGAGAAUUAUGUCAACUGGAUUAAUGAGAUGAAGAAAAACGAAGCAGAGGGCUAAAAAAACAAAAAAAAACAACAACACUCUUCUCAAUCACAAUUAAUAACCAUCUAUCAGGGCUGAUCAAAUUAUUGAUACUAACCAAUUUUUAAAAUUUCUUGAAAUCAAAUAUUCCAACAUUAGCAUGAAAUCAAUAAUAUUUAAGAAGAUGCACCAAAUACAGUGCUUCAUAUCUGUAUUAAAGGAAGUGUUCACAAAUCAUCUACAGACCAUUUUAGAUGCUAACCUGUUUUGUUUAAGUGUGACCUAAUCCAUACUCACAAAUCUAUAUCAAGAGUAUAUUCUCCACAUGGAUAAAUUUAUCACAAUGCUUUGUAAUAUAUGUCAGUUACAUAUUUUAUAAAGUUUGUAAGCUUUGCCAAUAAACAAUUACCUUUAUUUUAA
Gambusia affinis (western mosquitofish) is the source of this 2526-nucleotide messenger RNA. Its product is annotated as mannan-binding lectin serine protease 2-like. Gene Ontology annotation, cellular component: extracellular region. Gene Ontology annotation, molecular function: calcium ion binding; serine-type endopeptidase activity. The transcript has 11 exons. The coding region runs from base 94 to 2142 and encodes 682 amino acids. The record is from RefSeq and is a predicted model, not a curated record. NCBI's taxonomy places the organism in Eukaryota, Metazoa, Chordata, Actinopteri, Cyprinodontiformes, Poeciliidae. Gene Ontology annotation, biological process: proteolysis; complement activation.